ACAAUGCGUUUUGCCUUCGUUCUAGUUUUUGCUCUCGUCAGCGGCCCGAUCGUUGCUAGAUGCGCCGCCGCCACAACAACCCCGACAGGCAGUCCUUCUACUACUCCAACAGCAAGUACUCCCACAACGGCAAGCUCCACCAGUCCAACGACUAGUACUUCCACUAGUCCUACCACUAGUACUUCUACUAGUCCUACCACCAGUACAUCCACCACUCCGACAACAAGUACUUCGACUAGUCCUGCCACCAGUUCAACAACGACUUCUACCAGCCCAUCCACAAGUACUUCGACCGAUACCAGUUCCAGCACCACAAGCACAUUGACUAAGGCAGAAAGACGUCGCCUAUUGAAAAUUAUUGCUCGCUUGAGAGCUGAGCGUCGGACUUUGAGAACUCAGCUUCGCAACAAAGCAGUUCGUACAGUCGUAAUCCGGAAAACUCGUGUCGUCAAAAAGAAAAGUGGCUGAAGAAUUGAUGAGAAAUCUCUCAAAAUCGAAAAAUAUAUUUUCUCGUCCAUAUAAAUAAAAUGCAAAAUAUUCAAGAAUAA
Molecule: messenger RNA, 548 nt
Organism: Drosophila sulfurigaster albostrigata
Lineage: Eukaryota; Metazoa; Arthropoda; Insecta; Diptera; Drosophilidae
Exons: 1
Coding region: 4-468 (154 amino acids)
Source: RefSeq, a predicted model, not a curated record